AAAUCAAUAAUAAUGUUAAAUAAUAUAAGUUAUUAUUGGUAUGAUUAUUGGAAAGAGAAUGGCCAUCCAUAUACAAUGAAUAAUUAUUGGAUUUGUAUGAAUGGUCCAACACGUAUAAUAAUGAUUAUUAUUGGUUAUCUUUAUUUUUGUUUAUCAUUAGGCCCAUCAUUAAUGAUGAAUCGUAAACCAUUUGAAUUACGUCGUAUAAUGCUUUGUUAUAAUAUUAUAACCGUUGUGUUGAAUUUAUAUUUUUUCCUUCAAUCAUUAUAUUAUUUAAAAUUUGGUAUACGUUUAUUUGAUUUUAAAUUUCCUGAUCAUAAUAAUAUAACUGUAAAUGAUAUUGAACAAAUAACAUUAAUACAUUUUUAUUUGUGGACAAAAUUAUUCGAUUUAUUUGAUACAAUAUUUUUUGUUUUACGUAAAAAAUAUAAUCAAAUUAGUGGUCUACAUCUUUAUCAUCAUUCAAUCGUACCAUUAUUAGGUUAUUGUGCAUUUUGUAUUGCACCAACAGCACCUUGUUUGGGUAUAUUUCCAUUUUUCAAUACAAUUAUACAUUGUAUUAUGUAUAGUUAUUAUGCAUUGGCUGCCCUAGGACCACGUUUACAACCAUAUCUUUGGUGGAAACGUUAUAUAACACAAUUACAAUUAGCACAAUUUGUUAUAUAUGGUUUAUAUUUGAUACCAUUCUUUAAAUAUCAACAAGGUUAUCCGAUAAAAUUUUGGCGUUUUAUUGCCGCACCGCAACCGAUUAUAUUUUUCUAUUUAUUUUAUCGUUUUUAUAAACAAUCAUAUACGAACGAGGCAUGUAAACUUAAUCAUAAAGAAGUGAUUGAAGAAAAUAAACGACAACAAUUGCCAGCAAAUUGGACAAGAAAACAAGAAUGGGCAAAACGUAAACUUGAAGAAGAUGAAGAACGUGUUCAAGCUGAACAACAAAAUUUAGAUUAUGAAUUGGAAAAAUUAAGAGAUAUACAAGCCGAUCAUGCUGAACAAUGGGAACGACGUCGAUCAGUAAAAAAGAAUCCAGAUAAAGGAUUUUCAAGUUUUGAAGAUUCAGCAGCAAGAAAAUAUGAACGAAUGAUUAAACAGAUAAAACCUGAUAUGGAAGAAUAUGAACAACUUAAACAAACCAUACCUGAAGAACAAUUUUAUGCGGAUAAAAAUUCCUAUGUAUUUGGUGUACAUAAAGAUUCUAAAGAAGCAAUCGAUCGUUUAUUGGAUGAUAUGAAUAAAGAUUGUCAAAAACAAGCAAAAUAUUCUCGACGUCGUGCAUUCGAUGAUGAUAAUGAUAUUGAUUAUAUUAAUGAAAGAAAUAUGCAAUUUAAUAAGAAAAUUGAACGUUUCUAUGGAAAAUAUACAGCCGAAAUCAAACAAAAUUUGGAACGUGGUACGGCCGUUUGAAUUAAGCAAUCAUCAAGAUCAUCAUAAGAAAUCACUCGACUUUAUCCAUUUUUCUUUUUUUUAAAAAAAAACCUAAUAUUUUAAUGUAAAUAUUAAAUGCAAUGAUUACAUGAUACAAUAAAU
Dermatophagoides pteronyssinus (European house dust mite) is the source of this 1524-nucleotide messenger RNA. Its product is annotated as very long chain fatty acid elongase 7-like. NCBI's taxonomy places the organism in Eukaryota, Metazoa, Arthropoda, Arachnida, Sarcoptiformes, Pyroglyphidae. Gene Ontology annotation, biological process: sphingolipid biosynthetic process; fatty acid elongation, polyunsaturated fatty acid; very long-chain fatty acid biosynthetic process. The record is from RefSeq and is a predicted model, not a curated record. Gene Ontology annotation, cellular component: endoplasmic reticulum membrane. Gene Ontology annotation, molecular function: fatty acid elongase activity.